UGUUGCCGCCUCUGAGACACAAUCACGCAUCACACAGUAGCAGCAGCAGCAGCAGCAGCAGCAGGGCGAGAGCAUCCCUCCAUCCCCCCAUCCGUCUCUGGGACAACAAAGCUGUUCUGUCUGGUAAAUUAUUGAAGCGCUUUUUCCCUCUCCUUUCUAUUAUUAAACGCAAUCAAAAGCCGUACGGACGCCGAGAGCGACCAAAAGCGAUAUCUGGGUGUGGAGGACCGUGUCAGCACCUCGGACAGAGACCAUGGCUCCAAUGGUGGAGGAAGGAGCUCAGCUUGUGGCAGUGCCGGUGGGUGUUGCUGUGGUGAGCGUCUUCGGCCUUGUCUUCACUGUGUCAGCCUUUGCAUGGAUCUGUUGCCAGCGCAAAAACACCAAAUCCCAGAAGACGCCUCCCUACAAGUUUGUGCACAUGCUCAAAGGAGUUGACAUCUACCCAGAGAGCCUCAGUGGCAAGAAGAAGUUUGCUGCAUCUGCCACCACAACAGCUAACGACACCAGUAAAACUGAUGUCAAUGGAAACUGCCACACCGCGUCGCCACUGAGUCCGACUGGCACCGGUAAACCGGCGUCAAGUCCAAAUGGCACCAGACCGGCUCUACAUCUGGAUCUGGAGAAGCGGGAUCUGAAUGGCAACUUUACCACCAAACCGUUUCAUCACCACCACCAGAAGGUGCGGAGCUCCCCGGACCUGGAGCUGCCCUCUCCCCAUGCAGGGUUCACCCAACCCGGUGUGAUGGACCGCCGUGAUCUCCCUUCUCCAUCCAGCACCCUCUCCAGCCAGGCACCCACCCCGGCUGUGGACCGGCCCCAGGGAGAGGAGAAGGAGGGCGGGCUGGGGACCCUCCAUUUCUCCCUGGAAUAUCAACCAGAGAGGAAGGCUUUCAUUGUCCAUAUCAAGGAGGCACAUGGUCUGACCCCAACUGAUGAGCAGUCAUUGACCUCUGACCCCUACAUCAAGCUGACACUGCUGCCAGAGAAGAAGCAUCGCGUGAAGACCAGAGUCUUACGGAAGACUCUAGACCCCGCCUUUGACGAGACCUUCAGCUUCUACGGGAUACCGCUGGCCCGAGUGUCGGAGUUGGCCCUCCACUUCAUGGUUCUGAGCUUCGAUAGGUUCUCUCGCGACGAGGUCAUCGGAGAAACCUUGGUACCUUUGUCUGGGAUCGACUUGACCGAGGGCCGUGUCCUCAUGAGCCGAGAGAUCAUCAAGAGGAAUGUUAAGGUAAGAUCUGGAGCAAAUGUUUGAACACUUUGUGGUGCA
Molecule: messenger RNA, 1270 nt
Organism: Amphiprion ocellaris (clown anemonefish)
Lineage: Eukaryota; Metazoa; Chordata; Actinopteri; Pomacentridae
Product: synaptotagmin-4-like
Exons: 3
Coding region: 254-1255 (333 amino acids)
Biological process (GO): vesicle fusion; regulation of calcium ion-dependent exocytosis; calcium-ion regulated exocytosis
Cellular component (GO): axon; membrane; synapse
Molecular function (GO): calcium-dependent phospholipid binding; clathrin binding; calcium ion binding
Source: RefSeq, a predicted model, not a curated record